AUGUCCUACGCUACAACAACAGAAACCCUCAGAAUUCAGAGAAUCACCGUGGAUCAACUUAGAACAGAACUGAAAGUUAAUCGCAUCAAAGUGUCGGAGGCGGCAAACGAACUGAAAACCUACGUGGAGAAAAUUCAGCGAGAAGAUCCGCUUGUUACGGGAGUCCCCGGGAACCAAAACCCGUUCAAAGAAAGGAGCUCUUGUACUUUGAUUUAGAACAGUUAUACAUACAAAGCCCCGCGCAUUAAAGUCCAAUUGAGUUGCAAGUUCAAUAGACAGUUUGGGUAUAUCACUCGAUGUGACCUUUUGUUUCCUCUACGAGUCUUAUUCACUGCAGCUUUUCCCGUGGUAUUUUAUGGCCUUAAACACUGUGAUUGUGCCAUUAUUGGAACUGAUCACUCGCGAUCUCUUCAUUUUGGGAAAGCGAAUACACUUUGAUCUGCAAUCUUCCCCCAAAUAAUAAUGGAAAAUGAAAGGGAGUCGGGAAACGUUUACCGACGACCCGUGGUUUUGCCGUUUCGUGAUUUAUUGUUGUAAUGGGUGGAUGUGCCACCUAAGGAGGUAAAGCAAUUUCUCUUAGUGUAUUCUCUGUAAUAACGAACGUAAGUGAAUGUGUAAGUAGACUGUUUAGAGUGAAUUUGUUCCUACCCCACGGUUGAUCGAAGCUUUUCAAUUGAGAAAUAUCACGUACUUGUAAAUCUUGCUAGAAAUAAAUAAUUUCAAUUAUUCUACAUUUAAGCUUCUUCAGGUUGCAUCGAGAGAGAAUUGAGGUAAACCUACAUAAUGGAUCAUUGUAUUUUACUGACUUCAUUGUAUUAAAGGACUGAUAUUAUUGUUGUUCGGAAUGUUUGAUCUUUGAUGAGAAGAUUAUAUAUGGUAACGGGCAAGUUAUUCGCAUUCGUCACUUACUUGGGAGGUGUCCUCGCGGAUUUUUUAUUCAGCCGAUUAAGCAGGAAGUAGUUUCAAAUUUUCGUAAAUAACAGUAUUAAUUUUUCAUGCAUGUCUUAAAAAUCGAGCAUUUUCAUAAACAAAGUACGCGAGGUGAACAUGUGCUAAGGAAUGGUGAGGUUACUCCAAAUGUAUUUUUGUUUGCAUUUUCCAGUCCAAGUUGUAGAAAGAAAGUCCACUCAAUUUAAUGGCCAUGCUUUGUGAUCUCGGAUGAACAAAACAGAAAAAGAGAGAUAUUAAAGAUAAAGGAGUUUCUAACAAUGCUUGAAGACCUGGUUUGUUAGGAGAGGUUACUGCUUUGAUGCAAACUCAUCAUUGAACUUUUACUUCAAGAGGACAUGUUUGAAAUGAUAGCAAGCUAAAUAUUUACUGACACAGCUUAAGGGUUAACUUUAAGCGUUUCAUUUAAGGGGUUGAUGUACAAUGUAAAGUAUAUCAUGAUGACAUUGGAGCCAGUGGAUUGGGAAACUUAAUUGUGCUUGUAGUGUUAGACCAACACAAAUUAACCCUUUAACUCCUAAGAUCUCAUUAUUGAUUCUCUCCUUUAUCUAUGACACAUUUCCUUGUGAUUUAGUUAUGAGGAGUUGGUUUGAGAUCAAGAUAAUAACUUCUACCUGAUAAUUUGAGUGUUCUCAUUACCUGUUUGUUGGAUAAUAUUUGGAUACUGGGGAGAAGUUACGUGUGAUAAUCACUUCUGGGAAUUAAAGGUUGAAGGGCAUGUGAGACUAUGAAACCAUCUAUGAGACAAUGUGAAAUUUGAAUUUAACCUGUUAAAUCCCAAGAUGUAAUUGUUAAUUCUCCCUGCAGCUGCUACAUGUUUUCUUGGAUAUCAGUUUCAAGAAUUUGGUGUUAGAUCAAGGUUAUACCAACUUCUACCUGAUAAGUUUAAUUAUUCUCAUUACCUGUUUGCUGGAUAAAGUUUGAUAUUAUAGGGAGAAGUUACAUGUUAAUCACUUCAGAUAGUUAGAGGGUUAAAGAGCGUAUGAGACUGAGACCAUGAAGGAAACAAUGUAUCAAAGACCUGUAAUGUGAGGUCACCCUUGAUCAACAGCAAUGACACAUCCAAACAGCAUAGCACUUGAAAAGGAAUUCCAAGGUGGUGCCCUCUUUUGUCUGACAGAGGCAGCAAUAAUUUUAACUUUGCCAAUCUUUGCAUCAUAAACUCUGAUUCCCAUUUCAGAAAAUGACUGCUCUUCUUCAUGAGAAGAGCCUGUAAGUUGUACACUAUCAUUUCCUCACAAGCAAGUUUAUCGAGAGAUGCCAACCUGUGCAUAUUUCAAAGCCUUUUUUUUUUAGUGCGAAGCACCAUAACUAUACACAGUUCACACUAACAUCUUCAAGGGAAAUUCUUGGUUAGUCUGUUCAAAUUGCAAAAGAGUACAGGGUUGUAAGUAGCCUGUGCUUUGCUGACCAAUCAAAUCGCCUGUUUCGUGUAGUGGACUGGGAAUGACAGCUGUGGUCAAUAUGGCUGCCAGUGAAUCUGAAGAAAUCGAUGUAGCGAAGGAGUUUAAUCUUCUCCCGAUAAUAUUCGAAACGAUUCAGGCACUGCAGAAGACAAACGAUCCCCAGGAGUUUACAAAGAAGGUAUCUCUAUGUUUUCUAUUUCAGUUUCGAGAGAUAUUCGUCUUACUGUAUUCACGUGAAAUACUCGGUCUUGGUUGAAAGCACUAACUACAGUCGAACCUGUAUGAAGCGGCACCGUAAUAAGCGGUCGAUUGUCAGAGACCCGAAAUUUGUCCCCCUCAAUUUCUGUAAUUUUUACCUCUAUUACGCGGUCACCUCUUAAAAUCCCUUAACUGAUUCCCAACGGCCUGUUUAUAAUGUUCCCCACUAGUUCAGUAGUGUUCAUAGCUGCGAGGAUUGUUCUCCACCUGUAUUCAACGGUCACUACAAGCAGAACCAUUCAAAUAAAACUAAGAAUAAUCUUUCAAGUAAAAUUCAAUUCAUGUUUAUCUAUCGAAAUCAGUGUUAGUAGCAUUUUUGAGAGAGUUUUUGUACCAUAGUGGUCACUUAGGGCACAGAAUGGCUUUUUUUUCUACCAUACCCUUAUUCUGGGGAACCUGUAUCAACCCUUUACCCCCUGAAAUCAGUUUGCAUAUUCUCUAUACUGUUCUCUAUACAUUUCCUGAAAUGCUGACAAGGAAAAUUUGUUUAACAAUCAAGAGCUUUAUAAAUUGGUGAUCAUUUCCUUUAUUCUCAUGACCUUAAUGUUUAUAAUGUUUGAUUCAGGGGUGAUAUUGUAAGGAGAAAUUAGAAGCUGGUCACUCUUGGGGUUAAAGGGUUAAGUGGUUGACUUGUAUUAAGCAGUUACCCCACCAUUCCUUAUGGGUGACUGCUUGAUACACAUUCAACUGACUGGUGCCCCAAGAAAAUCAUUGGAAUUGGAAAAUUGUAUGUAGGUUUUCACCUUUUUGAUGCAACAAAAGAUGAUGUAAUGUCUUAUCUUAUUUUUUCGAGAAUCAUGAAUGUUCUAUUUUAUGCAUUUUAUUUGUUCCCAUGAAGUACAUAUCCUGUCAAAACCUUGGUCAAAAUGAAACCACAGCUGUUCAAGGACAAUAAAUAUAUUUUUCAAACAAUGAAAUAGCCAGAAAUUCAUCAUACAAAACAAAAUGGUUUACAAACCAUGUUUAAUUCAGCUCUUAAUUGUAGGUCAUAUAAAAUGAAAGAAUUCAUUCACAUUUAAAGAUCUCUAAUUAGGAUUUGCAAAUAAAAAAAAAUCAUAUCAUAAUUCACAAGGAAAAAUGUUGCCCAAUUAUCACAUUUCAUGUCAUAAGUACCUUGUUCUAAAUGUUGUUUUAGGUUAAUGGUUUCCGUGCAAAGUUGCAACACUGCAGAGCAUUGUUAGACAAGAUACCUGGGAUAGAAAUGAGCUGUGAAGAACAGAAGGAACUUUUAAUUAAGUGUAAAACCCAAUACACCGAAAAAUGGUAAGUACUUACUCAGUAACACUUGGAGUUAGUAACCAAACAGUCUAACUACCCUGUAUUUUUCAACCAUUCCUAAGUAGCUUAUGGUUUUGAAGGGGCAUAGGCUGCUUUUUUCUUGAGGUCAACAUUGAAGAACAAAAUAAAGAUGUUUUGAGUGCAAAAGGGAUGAAGGGGCAUGGGGCAAGAGUGAUUUAAUCAAUAAUAUUUUAUUUUAGGGGUUCAGAAGAACAGGGAAAAGUUUAGUAAAUCAAAACAGCAAAAUUUCCUUAUCAUUAAGAUUCUUUCUUUAUCCUUAAUCAGUUUCAUACAUAAUGCUUUUUCUGUCAUUUGACCCUUAAGAAUUUGAGCCAAAUGAGACAAUCUCUUUGGCUAUGAAUAAGACACACAAAACAAAAUGUUUUUCUGAAAUAAGCAUGAACUGCAUAGAGGUUUGUACCUUGGGCAUUUCUUGCAUGCUUGGCAAAAACAAAAGAGGAUAGGUGAGGCCAGUCACAUCAGCUUAUUUCUGCAAAUAAACUGGGUAUAAAGAUAUGUUUUUUUUAGAUUUCCAGAGGUAUUAGAGAGUGUAUGUGCUUCACAUUCCUAACCUGCUAUUCUCAUAUACACUCCCCUCAGAGUCGGUUUAUCAAAUUUUCAUGAAGCUUGAGUAUAAGAGACUGUGCUUAUGGGCUUUACUGUGUGCAUGUGGAUCCUUUUGUUGAGAUUUAUUCGAUAAUAAAAUAAUACCCCAUGCACAUUUUAGGAUUUGCAAAGCACCUGAAGCUUUUCCCUCUCUGUGUAUUAUUUCAACAGUGAGCUGCUGAGAAAUUACCGAAAUCUACCGGUGUUUGCAGAAGCUUUUGUCAAGGAGACAAAAUAGUUGAAAUUUUGUGAUGUCAAAAAUACUAGUUGGAAGAUGCAGAGGUUAAAAAAAAAACUGAGGAUGCCUUUGUGCUGUUGGGAGGAGACUUCAUUCCCUUGGAAUGAGAGAAAAUUCCUGCCUCUAGAGGUGGAGGUGGGGGUGCUUGAUCAUUCUCUUUGUUAUCAGGUGGGGGAAUGUUUGCUUCACAAACUGUGAUUAACCCUGGUGUUUAUUAGACCAACCCUCAAUCAGACUGCACAGUCAACCUCUUAAUUGUACACUUUCCAUUUUCACCAAUACUUUCACUCCUAAGCUUAUUCCAUAUGACAAACAGGUCUGAAAGAAAGGUCUUUCUGGAAAUCAGAUUGAAAUCACUUUCAAUAAAUUUUUGUCAAAAGUUAUAUAUUCUUAACUUUGAUCAAUUUCCCUGUGAGCUUUGCCUUUUUUUAGAGUAUAAUUAGCAACCAAUGUUCUUCUUCACUACUUUUAUUCACUCCAAAGAAAACGUUAUGUAAGUUGAAAUCGAUUGUACCACUUUGUUGACUGAUGAAGAAGUAAAUACAGAGACAAACUGAGGAACUAUGUAGAAUUUUCUCUUUUGAAAACAUGAUGUAUUAAUAACCAACUAUACUGAUCAGAUGUAGGUACUGGUAACUUACUGCCAUUCUGCAAGCCCCAGAGACACAUAUCUGUGUGUCUCCUUGAAUGUUUUGGGAAUGUCAUUCAUUUCACAAGAUUUUAUAAACAUCACUUUCUAUAAAAAAGGCAGAAGGAACAGGUCAUCAUGUUUUGUUAACUAAUAAAAUAUCUUUUGAAUUUUGCUCUUGUUGGGUUUUUUUGCCAGCCAUUGCAUUUGUUCCUCUUGUGAGGUAUUAGUUCAGUUGUUCUUAAUGCAUGCUCAGAGAUGAAGGAUCUGAUUAUUUCCUGGAUGGCAUUGCAUGAACAGAUAACAUUUUGCUAAUACUCUGUUCAUAUGAUGACACCCAGGAAAUAAUGAGAUGUUUCUAUUAAAUACUUUUGAUAGUAAAUGACUGUGAAUAUAUGAAAAUCAUAUAUGUGAACUGUGGAUAAAGAAAUGAAUAUGAAAGUGAUCUUUGCAGUUAUGAACACUACUAAAGUAGUAGUGAAAAUAAGGCCUAAAAAAGAUUUAGGUCUGUACGUAAUUUGAACCUAUGACCAAUAUAAUGACCAAGAGAAUUUAGUAUUGGAUCAAUAAAUUAUUCCCAAAUUAAUAUUUUUCUUAUUCUCAUCACUUACCUAGUUGAUAUUGUAUUGAUGUUGUAAGGAGAAAUUCUGUCUUAGUCAAUCAUAAGAAUUAAAGGGUAAGCUUAAAUCUAUCAUGUUCCCUCAAGGUCCGCCAGGGGAAUGUAGAGGGAAGCUAUGUUUAUGUUGGUGAGGUCAAUUUUAUCAAAAGAAAAAUAACUUUUUAUGAAGCUGUGUUACUUUUGCAAACAAGCUUGGAAUGUUGAGGGGUGGUUUUGGUUGUCUAAAGUUGGUCAGGGAUUUGCCAAAAACUAAAUGAUAUGGUGUUCAGGCUUUCAGGGAAUACCCAACCACAAGUUGGACCUUCAACGGGUAGCUUGGAAAGUAAAACCAUUUGAGGUGUUGAACUGCAUUUUCCCAGUAAUUUUCUCCUUUGAUAACAUUCUAGAGUGUGUAGACUAACAUUACCUUGGGUAGGAAGUGAAAAACAGUUGUCCUAGGUAAUAAAAUGGGUUUAAGGUGAAAGAAGUCUACUCUGUGCUGU
Pocillopora meandrina is the source of this 6463-nucleotide messenger RNA. The record is from the annotation of a GenBank genome assembly. NCBI's taxonomy places the organism in Eukaryota, Metazoa, Cnidaria, Anthozoa, Scleractinia, Pocilloporidae.